Messenger RNA from Henningerozyma blattae CBS 6284, 495 nucleotides. It is a transcript of the gene RPN13, whose product is annotated as proteasome regulatory particle lid subunit RPN13. Gene Ontology annotation, molecular function: ubiquitin binding; proteasome binding; endopeptidase activator activity. The transcript has a single exon. NCBI's taxonomy places the organism in Eukaryota, Fungi, Ascomycota, Saccharomycetes, Saccharomycetales, Saccharomycetaceae. Gene Ontology annotation, cellular component: proteasome regulatory particle, lid subcomplex; nucleus; cytoplasm. Bases 1 to 495 code for a protein of 164 amino acids. The record is from RefSeq and is a predicted model, not a curated record. Gene Ontology annotation, biological process: ubiquitin-dependent protein catabolic process.
AUGAGUUCAGACAGUAUACGUUUUAGAGCAGGUAUAGCAGAAUAUGACGAAGAGACACGCCAAUGCACACCGUUAGCAGUCCAAGGUGAAAUCCGUAUGAAAGUCAAUUCGGAAGAGGAGGAACUAGGUUUCUGGGACUUUGAUUGGGUUCCAUUAGAAAAGCCUGUUGGCGAUAAUGCUAAAAUAUCUCCUAUAUCACUAAUUUUAAUUCCCGGUGAAACAAUGUGGGUUCCAAUUAAAUCAUGCAAAUCAGGUAGAAUGUUCUCAUUAAUUUUUUCAUCCAAUGAAAAAUACUUCUUUUGGCUUCAACAAAAGAAUCCAAAAAAUUUAUCUUUGGACGAAUUAAAUGAAAAAGAUGCAGAAAUAUUUACAAAAAUGACUAAAAUAUUAAAUGAACAAGAAGUAAAUGAUAGUUCUGAUGAUGAUGAUGUGGAAACUCACAUUCCGGAAAAAUCUGCUGAUGAUGAGGAUGUAGAAAUGGGAGAAGUUCGCUAA